CUGUACACGUGCGCUGUGAAAUCGUUAUUGUUAUUUUAUUUGGGAUAAUUUCCAUACCGUACCGUACUAAUAAUGAGUGACGACGAGGAGCACUACGAACCGAGGGCGCACAAGAAGCUGCUCCAGGCCAUUGGCAAUCUGGGCAAGGUUCAGCACAUCCAGAAGUCUACCCGUGAUGAGCUCCAGUCGCGCCAGGAUGAAUUCCAGCUGAUGAAAAGCGUGUCAUCCGCGGAAACAGAGCGUGCACCAAGGUCGGUGGGUCUCAAUGAUCUGGUGGAGAUUCUACGCACCUCCUCCAAGCACAAGGAUGCGGGUAAAAAGCUGAAGAACGUCCAGGGCAGCAGGAAGGUGCUGGCGAAGCCGCUCGAGAAACCGGCAGCGGAUCGCAUCAGGCGGACCAUUGGAUACGAGGGAGUGACCAAAAAGCUGGGUCGCUGGGAUGCUGUGGUGGCCCAACAGCGAUCGGCGGAAACGCAGAUCUUUCCCUUACCGUCUGAGACGAUUUAUGUGAACACCUCAGCGAAGGCUCGUCCCCUUAACACGCGAAUUAAAUCCGACCUUGCUAAGGAACUCGAGGCCAGCAAUAUUAAACUUCGUGAGCUGCGCAAAGCCCAAAUUGGCGACACUACGGAUGAGAAGGAGCUGGCCAAACAGGAGCGCCAGCUACUUCAGAAAAAGCUCACGCGGGAUGAGCUUUUCGCCCGUCGCAAGGAGCUCGCCUACUUGAAGAUGCGCGAGUCCCAAAAAUCUGCGAAGGCACGCAUGCAGAAUAAAAUCAAAUCCAAGAAGUUCCACAAGCUGCAGAAGCGUCAAAAGAUCUUGGAGCAGAUGAAGGAGUUCGAGUUGCUUCAAAAGACAAACCCGGAGGCUGCGCUGGAGAAACUGAAUGAGCUGGAAAAAAGUCGGGUGAAAGAGCGCGCCAGUUUGAGGCACAAGAACACUGGAACCUGGGCAAAGAAUCUGCAGGUACGGGCCAAAUACGAUAAGGAUGUGCGAAAGGAUCUGGCCGAGCAAUUGGCUGUUAGCAGGGAGUUAACCCAGAAAAAACAAGAAUCCGACAGCGAAGAUGAGGAAACCAGCAAGAAGAGAGUAGCUCCUGAGGAGGAGGAGAUCGACUACGAUCCUUUAAAUCCUUGGACAAAGCGAAAAACGGUCGAGAAUGCUGAAAACGGCAAGGCCGAAACUGAGGACUCCAAUUGGCGGCAAUAUUGGACAAAACGGAAUAGAAACGAAAAGUUAUUAGAGAAGCAUCGUAGGGACAUGGAAGAGCGGGAGGAAGAACAGGACACGAAAGAGCAGGAGCAGGAGGAGGAAGAAGAACAGGAAGCGGAGGAUAACGCUUCCAAAAAACCAUCCGCCAAAGCGAAGCCUAACAAGAAAAUUCUUAAGAAAUCAAAGGUUAAAAUAGAAAAUGCCAAGAAAAGCCUUAAGAAAUCAAAGGUUAAAAUAGAAAAUGGUUGGCAAGUUGAAGAGGUUGAACAAAUAAAACUCAACGGAGAUUCAAAAACGGGCUCAAUAGAUGAUAUUUUUGAGAAACACGAGGACCAACUGCGAGCCAAGCUAAGCAAGAAGUUGGAGAAACUAAAGCAACGUGUAGACAAACUAAAAGAUGCCCCCGUCAAAGGAAAGAAGACGAAAAAGAAGGACGCCUUAAAGAACCUCAAAAGUCUGGCUUUGAAAAAGACAAAACAACAGAUAGAAAUCGAUGAGCCCUUAAAUUACGAAAAGGAACAGGAGCCGCAGAAGAAAAUUCCAGCUCAAUUGGAAAGUAGUGCAGAAACUACAAAGAGCCCGCCUGUGGACACCAUCGAUCCCAACAAGGUGACAACUUUAGUGUUUACCCAAAAGAAGUCGAGCUCUAGUGGCAUUAAUGAUGCUUUGAUAGACGAUGAGGCAGCAGAGUACGAUGAAGCAGAUGCGGCAGCCGAGCGCCAGUUGACCAUUAGUCAGGCCUUCGAGGACGAUGACAUUAUUGCUGACUUUAAUCGCGACAAAACCAAGGACUCUGAGCUGAAGAACACAGAGCUGCAGCUAGCUCUGCCAGGAUGGGGUUCCUGGGCGGGCGCUGGAAUUUCCCAGGCGGUGAUGGAGCGUCGUAACAAGCGGCUCCUUCUCAAGCUGGCUGCCCCGGAAAAGCGACGUGACGACAACAAGGAUAACCUCUACCUAAACGAGUCGGCCAGCAAGCUGGCACGCGAGCAUAUGGUCUCUAGCAUCCCGUUUCCUUUCCGAUCCUUGGCAGACUACGAGGCCAGCAUCCGUGCGCCAAUCGGGAGGAACUUUGUACCGGAGACAGCCUUCCGUAUGCUGACCCGACCGGCGGUCAUCACGCGCAAGGGCCAGGUCAUCGCGCCCAUGACGGAGAGCGAGCUGGUCAAGCCGGACAGGCGUCUGCGUCACAUUGUUGACAGCAGGAUAAAACGCAUCCCGAAAGUGCCCUCCAAGGCGAAGAUAGCUAAGAACUAGAAAUAGAUAUACAAAUAAACUGAAAUCAAAUUAAAACAAACGCAAAGUGGCAUGUUAAGGUGCUCUAUCGACGGACAAGAUCUUUUCUAAAUUUAAUUC
Molecule: messenger RNA, 2565 nt
Organism: Drosophila rhopaloa
Lineage: Eukaryota; Metazoa; Arthropoda; Insecta; Diptera; Drosophilidae
Product: U3 small nucleolar RNA-associated protein 14 homolog A
Exons: 2
Coding region: 73-2466 (797 amino acids)
Biological process (GO): rRNA processing
Cellular component (GO): small-subunit processome; nucleolus
Source: RefSeq, a predicted model, not a curated record